Messenger RNA from Micromonas commoda, 678 nucleotides. Its product is annotated as 6,7-dimethyl-8-ribityllumazine synthase. Bases 1 to 678 code for a protein of 225 amino acids. The transcript is spliced from 2 exons. Gene Ontology annotation, cellular component: intracellular anatomical structure; riboflavin synthase complex. The record is from RefSeq and is a predicted model, not a curated record. NCBI's taxonomy places the organism in Eukaryota, Viridiplantae, Chlorophyta, Mamiellophyceae, Mamiellales, Mamiellaceae. Gene Ontology annotation, biological process: riboflavin biosynthetic process. Gene Ontology annotation, molecular function: 6,7-dimethyl-8-ribityllumazine synthase activity.
AUGUCAGCCACCGCCGCGAUUCACACCGGUCGCAUCACCCUCGGAGCGCCCGCCCGCGUCGCGCAGACCAGACGCCGGGCCAAGCACAGCCGCAUCGUCGCCAGAGCCGCGGAUGAGCGCGCCAAGCUCCCAAAGGAGUACACCUUCCACUCCCCCGGCAGCGUCCAGGAGACCGACGACGCGGUGGUGUUCGCGCAUCAGACCCCGGAGGAGGCGGGGAAGUGGAAGGACUCGUCCGUGUUCCACGUGGGCGACGGGUCCUCUGAUCCCGUCCGUUUGGGCGUGGUCAUCGGCGAGUUCCACAACAGGCUCAUGGACAGGAUGCUGGAGGACGCGAGGGUGAGCGCGGCGGCCAUGGGCGGGACCAUCGACCAGGUGGUGUGGGUCCCGGGCACGUAUGAGGCGCCUCUGGUGGUGGAGCGCAUGCUCGAAGACGACGCCCUGGACGCGGUGUGCGUGGUGGGGUACAUCGAGAAGGGAUCUACGCUGCACGGCCAGGAGAUGGGCGCCACCUGCUCGCUCAUUUUCAAGCAGCUCGAGCUCGAGUACGGCAAGCCCGUGGGCAUGGGCAUCAUCGGACCGGGAGCCACCGCAGAGCAGGCGGAGGGACGCGUGGCUUACGCGGGCAACGCGAUCCGCGCCUCAAUCCGUAUGGCCAGGUACAUGGCCAAAAAGUGA